GGGUCGUAACCCCCUCCGCCCCCAAAAUAAUUGGCUUGCCGCCUUCGUUAACCGUAAAACCCGAGCUUUCAUGACCUUUCGGCACCAAUAAGCCAUCAAACCGACGAUGGAAGAAGCCGGCGCCAAAUCUAGGAGGGGCGUCUCCUGCCUGUGCGGCAUAUGCAAUAACAGGAAAGCUGCUCUCAAGAGGCCAAAAACCCUGCAACAGAUAUGCAGAGAAUGCUUCUAUGAGGUCUUUGAAGAGGAGAUCCAUCAAGUUAUUGUGAAGAAUCAUUUGUUCAGACCAGGGGAACGCAUUGCUGUUGGUGCCUCUGGUGGAAAAGAUUCUACUGUUCUUGCAUAUGUGUUAUCGGAAUUGAAUCGGCGGCACAAUUAUGGUUUAGACCUCUUUCUUUUAUCAGUUGAUGAGGGCAUCACUGGAUACAGAGAUGACUCGCUUGAAACUGUGAAAAGAAAUGAAAUUCAGUAUGGAUUGCCACUACAAAUUGUAUCAUACAAGGAUUUAUAUGGAUGGACAAUGGAUGAGAUAGUGAAGAUGAUUGGCUUAAAGAAUAAUUGCACCUUUUGUGGAGUUUUCCGUCGGCAGGCUCUUGAUAGAGGUGCUGCAUUGUUGAAAGUAGACAAGCUUGCCACCGGACACAAUGCAGAUGACAUGGCUGAAACGGUUCUAUUGAAUAUAUUACGAGGCGACAUAGCAAGAUUGAGUCGAUGUACUGCUAUAAUAACCGGCGAAGAUGGACCGAUUCCAAGAUGCAAACCUUUCAAGUACACAUAUGAAAAGGAGAUAGUUAUGUAUGCUUAUUUUAAGAAGCUCGACUACUUCUCCACCGAGUGCAUUUAUUCUCCUAAUGCUUAUCGUGGUUUCGCUCGUGAAUUUAUCAAGGAUUUGGAACGAAUCAGACCUAGGGCCAUUCUCGACAUCAUUAAAUCGGGCGAGGAUUUCAGGAUUUCCACCUCGACAAAAAUGCCCGAGCAAGGGACAUGUGAACGAUGCGGCUACAUUUCAAGCCAGAAAUGGUGUAAAGCAUGUGUUCUGCUCGAGGGCCUUAACCGAGGUUUGCCGAAGUUGGGUAUUGGGCGGAGUCGAGGUCUUGACAACGAGACGGAGAAGAGGGAAAUGAAGGGAAGAAGUAGUGAUGGACAAACGAGAAGCAUUGAGAGCAAACAGUGUGGCACUCUUGACUUCUGAAGCUUUUCUGCAUUCUUAGCUGUAGCAAUGGUGAUCAAAAUACCAGAUGAAAGCCGAGGAUUUAUCAAACAAGAAUUGGCAUGCGUUAACGACAUUCUUCGUUGCUUCGGUUCGAUGAUCUCAGCUUUUCUUGAAAAUAGAGAGAGAUGCAAAUGGAGAAAAAGAAAUAGAUCAGCACCUAAUACAAACACUGAAGUUCAUUGAGAAACUCUAGGGAUCUAUGUAGCCGUUUUUUUCCACAUAAAUCUUAAUAUAUUCUCGUCA
Molecule: messenger RNA, 1453 nt
Organism: Cucurbita moschata (crookneck pumpkin)
Lineage: Eukaryota; Viridiplantae; Streptophyta; Magnoliopsida; Cucurbitales; Cucurbitaceae
Product: cytoplasmic tRNA 2-thiolation protein 1
Exons: 10
Coding region: 107-1189 (360 amino acids)
Biological process (GO): tRNA wobble position uridine thiolation
Cellular component (GO): cytosolic tRNA wobble base thiouridylase complex; mitochondrion
Molecular function (GO): tRNA binding
Source: RefSeq, a predicted model, not a curated record